This is a messenger RNA of Neoarius graeffei (lesser salmon catfish), 1861 nucleotides long. RefSeq names its product desmin a (gene desma). The transcript is spliced from 9 exons. The coding region runs from base 57 to 1487 and encodes 476 amino acids. Lineage: Eukaryota; Metazoa; Chordata; Actinopteri; Siluriformes; Ariidae. Gene Ontology annotation, biological process: skeletal muscle organ development. Gene Ontology annotation, cellular component: sarcolemma; cell-cell junction; intermediate filament. The record is from RefSeq and is a predicted model, not a curated record.
CUGUCUAUCCAGUUGCUUUCUUUCCAGCAUACACCCCACCCCAUAACUUCACAACCAUGAGCAAGACCUACUCUUCAUCUGCUGAGACAGCCUCUUCCUACCGUCGAACCUUCGGCUCAGGCCUGGGCUCAACCAUGUCCAGCUCUCUGUUUGGCCAUGGCUCUUCUGGCUCAUCCCGUGUUUCUUCCAGAGUCUACGAGGUAACCAAGAGCGCCUCUUCCUCCCCUCUUUACUCAAGCCUCCGUUCCGGAGCAUCCUCCUUCGGCUAUGGUGGUGGAGCUGUGACACGCUCCUAUGCAGGUGUGGGUGAGAAGUUGGACUUCAGCCUGGCUGAUGCUAUGAACCAGGAUUUCCUGCACACCCGCACCAACGAGAAGGCCGAACUACAGCAUCUGAACGACCGCUUUGCCAGUUACAUUGAGAAGGUGCGCUUCCUCGAGCAGCAGAACCAGGCUUUGGCUGUAGAGGUCGAGCGCCUGAGGGGUCGUGAACCCACACGCAUUGCUGAGAUAUACGAAGAGGAGAUGAAGGACCUGCGCAGGCAGGUGGACGCUCUGACCAACCAAAGAGCUCGCGUAGAGGUGGAGCGCGACAACCUGGUUGACGAUCUACAGAAACUCAAACUCAGACUUCAAGAGGAGAUCCACCAGAAAGAAGAGGCUGAGAAUAACCUCUCAGCUUUCAGAGCUGAUGUUGAUGCUGCCACUCUCGCCAGGCUGGACUUGGAGAGACGUAUUGAGAGCCUUCAAGAGGAGAUUGCCUUCCUCAAGAAGAUCCAUGAGGAGGAGAUCCGUGAGCUCCAGAGCCAGAUGCAGGAUACUCAGGUCCAGAUACAAAUGGACAUGUCCAAGCCUGACCUGACCGCUGCUCUGAGGGACAUCCGCAGCCAGUACGAGGCCAUCGCAGCCAAAAACAUUUCCGAAGCUGAGGAGUGGUACAAGUCCAAGGUAUCAGAUCUGAACCAAGCUGUGAACAAGAACAACGAUGCUUUGAGACAGGCCAAGCAGGAGACUAUGGAGUUCCGUCACCAAAUCCAGUCCUACACCUGCGAGAUCGACUCCCUGAAGGGCACCAACGAGUCUCUGAUAAGGCAGAUGAGGGAGAUGGAAGAAAGGACGGGCCGCGAGGCUGCCGGUUACCAGGACACCAUUGCUCGUCUGGAUGCUGAGAUUGCCAAACUGAAAGAUGACAUGGCUCGUCAUCUUCGCGAGUACCAGGACCUCCUUAAUGUCAAGAUGGCCCUGGAUGUAGAGAUCGCCACCUACAGGAAGCUGCUGGAGGGAGAGGAGAGCAGGAUCUCUCUGCCUCCACAAUCAUAUUCCUCCUUGAGCUUCAGAAGUGAUGCCAGAGAGACCAGCCCAGAGCAGUUCUCACAGCCACGUUCCUCUGAGAUCCACUCCAAGAAAACAGUUAUGAUCAAGACCAUAGAGACCCGUGAUGGAGAGGUCAUCAGCGAAUCCACACAGCACCAGCAGGACGUCAUCUAAAACCAGAGAAGAAAGGCAAGAUACAGAGCAACAGAAUUUGAUCCAGUUUGAAACAUUUCCAAGCCACAAAGGCCUUCAAUUUUUUUUAACAAGUGUCUGUGUGUAUAUAUCAGUGAUGCUAUGACCCACAAUUCCAGGCAGCUACAGAGGAACAAAGGAGAUAAAGCUGAAAGUGUGCAAAGGCCAAAAGAUUAUGAAGAGGAAACUGUGGUAGUCAUUUAUUAGAAAAGAAUGUCAAAUGCUCAAUCUCUGAAUUUUGUCUGCAAGUGUGUGUGCGCUUUUGGGUAAGUGGGUCAUAUGUUCAUCAUGAUUUACCGCAUCCAAUCAUAUGAGGCCUGCUAAUUGAUUUUCAUUAAAAUGAAACUUGAAACAUG